ACGGUUUCAACGAGUUUUCACCCCUUUUCAUCAUCUAAGUUUCUAGUUGACCUGACAACUUUUUGACAUAGAUGGCUGAUGAGAUUGAAGUAGAGGAUGGGUGGAAUCAGUUGCAAGAAGCUGUAGAAACUGAUGCAAACUAUGAUGAACGUGCACAGAAGAUCAAAUUCAACGAUGAAAUCGACGCGAAAUUUGGAUUCGAGCGCUACACCAGCACUACGGAAAGAGAUGCGUGGUUGAUAAACUUUCAACCUGCUGAACUCAUCGACGAACAUACGAAAGCAAUCAUAUCAGCUGUUGAUUUCUACUUCAUACAAGGAAAUGGAGAGCGAUUCAAGAUAUCGUAUCCAUUCCGUCCCUAUUUCUUCAUCAGUACUAGUGAUGGUGCCGAGCAUCAAGUUGCUUCAUAUCUUACUAAAAAGUAUGGCGGCUUCCUAGUCGUCGAAAUAGUACAGAAGGAAGAUCUCGAUCUAAAAAACCACUUGUCCGGACUGAAAAAGACUUACUUGAAGCUAACAUUUCCUAGCACUAGUGAAUUAGCAAAAGUCAAGAAAGAUCUCACGCCUCAUAUACGCAAGAAUAAGGAGAGAGUCAAGAAAGAGUCACAAUACUGCUCAUACUUGGCAAGAAACAUGGGUGGAUCUAAGUACGAAAUCCAGUCCAAUGAUGUAUUUACGGAGAUCCUUGAUAUCAGAGAACAUGACCUGCCUUACCACAUGCGAGUCGCCAUUGAUGAGAAGUAUUUCGUCGGUAAAUGGUAUACAGUGAAAGGAAUCAGUUCUGACAGGAGACCGAGUAUUAUUGCUCAUCCAAUCCUUAUCGACCCUAUUGAUCCCGUCGUAUUGGCUUUCGAUAUUGAAACAACGAAAUUGCCGCUAAAAUUUCCGGACUCGGCUAGCGACGAAAUUAUGAUGAUUUCAUAUAUGAUUGAUGGCAAAGGCUUCUUAAUCAUUAACCGCGACAUCGUUUCCGCUGAUAUAGAGUCAUUUGAGUACACGCCUAAAGAAGAGUACAAAGGAGUGUUCCGCAUUUUCAAUGAGGCGGACGAGGAAGCAACGAUCAGAAGGUUUUUCCAACACAUCCUCGAGGUCAAGCCAAAUGUGAUUGUAACUUAUAACGGAGACUUCUUCGAUUGGCCUUUUGUCGAAGCAAGAGCUCGCAUCCGCGGUAUAGACAUGGAAGAUGAAAUUGGCUUUGCAAAAGACUCUGCGGAUGAGUACAAAAGCAAAAAUUGUAUACAUAUGGAUGCCUUCAGGUGGGUGAAGCGGGACUCGUAUCUUCCUGUUGGCAGUCAGAAUUUGAAAGCUGUCGCCAAAGCUAAAUUGCGCUACGAUCCCGUCGAAGUGGAUCCAGAAGAAAUGUGUAAAAUGGCAAGGGAAGACCCUCAGAGUCUUGCGAAUUACUCGGUUUCUGAUGCUGUUGCGACCUACUAUCUAUACAUGAAGUAUGUUCAUCCAUUCGUUUUUGCGUUGUGCACCAUUAUUCCGCUUGGACCAGAUGAUGUUCUUCGCAAAGGCUCAGGCACUUUGUGUGAAGCCCUGCUCAUGGUGGAAGCUUUUCACAACAAUAUCAUUUUUCCAAAUAAAUUUACUGGGGAUGGUGAGGCCAAGAUGACGAAGGAUGGACAUCGGGUUGAGUCCGAAACAUAUGUUGGCGGACAUGUUGAGGCUUUAGAAGCAGGUGUUUUUCGCGCUGAUAUUCCGUGCAAGUUUCGACUGUCGCCUGCCGCUUUGAAAACUCUAAGAGACUCUGUCCCUGACACUAUUGAAAAAGAAUUGAUUCGAGAGUUUGGCAUACCACUCGAAAACGUAGUAGACUUUGAGGAGAGGUGUGCCGAGAUUCAAGAAGUGUUUGACCACCUGCUGGCCAUCCCAGCUAGAAUGGAAAAUCCACGAAUCUAUCACUUGGAUGUUGGUGCGAUGUAUCCAAACAUUAUUCUUACUAAUCGGCUUCAACCCAGUGCCAUGAUAAACGAAGAAACAUGCAUGGCUUGCACGUACAACAGGCCAGAUGCUAAAUGCAAACGUGUCAUGAGCUGGGAAUGGAGAGGAGAAUUGACUCCUGCAACGCGUGGAGAGCUGCAACAAAUUAUUCAGCAGCUGGAAGGAGAGACUUUUGGCAAGCCUCCAAAAGCUUUUCAUCAGCUAGAUAAAAAUGAGAGGCAAGCGAUUGAGAAAAAACGAGUGCAAGACUACAGUCGUCGUGUGUACGGAAAAACUCACCUUACCCGUCUUGAAAUGCGACAGACUAUGAUCUGCCAGCGUGAAAAUGCCUUCUAUGUCGACACAGUGAAAGCUUUUCGCGAUAGACGAUACGAAUAUAAAGAGUUACUGAAAAAGGCAAAAACCUCGCUGGAUGAGAUGUCGAGAGAUGAUAUAGCGGGAAUCAAGGCUGCACAAGGUCGUGUGGUACUGUACGAGUCUCUACAACUGGCUCAUAAGUGUAUUUUGAAUUCAUUCUACGGAUAUGUCAUGAGGAAGGGAAGUAGAUGGUUUUCUAUGGAAAUGGCAGGCAUAGUGUGUCACACUGGUGCUAACAUCAUCAUGGAAGCGAGAAAGCUCAUUGAACAGAUUGGAAAACCGCUAGAGUUGGAUACCGAUGGUAUAUGGUGUUUGCUUCCGGCUUCGUUUCCGGAAAACAUCACCUUCAAACUCCAGAAUCAUAAGAAGAAAUCUGUUACUGUAUCCUAUCCUGGAGCGAUGCUAAAUGCUGCUGUAAAUGCUGGAUUUACAAACGAUCAGUACCAUAAUCUCCAACCUGAUGGAUCUUAUACGAUUACCAAAGAAAAUUCGAUCUUUUUCGAGGUUGACGGUCCGUACCAAUGCAUGCUGCUACCAGCAUCCAAAGAAGAAGGCAAGAAACUCAAGAAGAGAUAUGCUGUCUUCAAUCUAGAUGGAUCUCUGGCCGAACUGAAGGGAUUUGAAGUGAAACGUCGAGGAGAGUUGAAUAUCAUCAAGCACUUCCAAUCAUCUGUCUUCAGAGCUUUUCUUCGUGGAAAUACACUUGCUGAGGUCUAUGAGAGCGCUUCCAGAGAAGCCGAUUACUGGCUUGAUGUUCUGUUCUCCAAAGGAGGAGAACUCGCAGAUGCUGAGCUGUUUGAUCUCAUUUCUGAGAACAGAAGCAUGUCAAGAAAGCUGGAAGACUAUGGAGCACAGAAGAGCACCAGUAUUAGUACAGCAAAACGGCUUGCAGAGUUUCUGGGUGCUGAUAUGGUCAAGGACGCAGGUCUUGCUUGCAAGUUCGUUAUCUCUCGACAUCCGUUGGGUACUCCGGUGACUGACAGGGCUGUUCCCAUUGCUAUCUUUUACGCCGAUGAAAAAGUUCGACUUCACUAUCUUAAACAGUGGACAAAGCAACCCUCACUUACUAGCGAAAAGAUCAACAUCAGAGAACUUCUUGACUGGGAUUAUUACAUCGAACGCCUUGGCAGCUGUAUACAGAAAAUCAUCACCAUUCCUGCGGCUUUGCAAGGAUUGCCUAACCCGGUUCCUAGGGUGCCGAACCCGGAUUGGUUGGACAAUAAGAUCAAAAACAGAUUCGAUGCUAUCCGGCAGCCAAGAAUCACAGACCUUUUUCAAAAGCGUCCGCCAGGAGAGAAAAGUCCGGUGACAAAUGAGUACGGCAAGCGGUAUCAUAACAAUCAGGAGCAAGUAGAUGAAGAACCUGUGAGAGAGGAGGACAAGGAAAAUAUGCCAAAGAAACAGAAAGCGCUAGCUACCACAUCUGCGGCUAAUACUGCCAUUGUGAGAAAGACUUUGGCGCAUGAUGGUUUCGAUGAAUGGUUGAGGUAUCUGAAGAAAAAGUGGAGAGUACUGAAAGUGUCCAGUAUGCGAAGUAGAAGAGAAAAAUCAUCUACCAUGGUGGAGCGUAUGAUAUCAAGCACACGUGAAGCGAUGCGUGAUAGAACUUGGCAGAUUUUGUCGAUAGAUGAAACACAAUCACCUGGCAUCUUCAAUCUUUGGGUGGCUUUGGAAGGUAGAAUGGAUAGAUUCCAACUGAGAGUCCCACGUUUAGUGCUGAUCAAUGAGAAGGAGCCGAUAGAAGGCAAGGAGGUGGUGAGGCGAGUACUCCCUCAUCAGAAAAUCGUUCACUACCUCUAUGAGUACUCCAUUACCGGGAAUACUGAACAGAAACUAAUGGAAGAGAUCAAUGUGAAGCUGUGCUGCUCUCGUGUAGAGGGUAUAUACGAAUCGCAAACGCCAUUGAUGUUUCGAGCUCUGACGCAAAUUGGAUGUCUAUGUCGACCUGUAGCUCCACCAAUGGGUGGAGUCUAUUCGCUGGAGACCCUAAAAAUGAUACCUCUAUCCGCCGGACAAACCUCAUAUCUUUCCAACGACUUGAUUCAUACAGUAUUUUUGUACAGAUUUACGCAGGAUACUAGGCAAGUGUGGGCGGUAAUUGAUACCGAAUCCUCCACCGGUUCGUUCUUCAUAGUUCAAAGAGGAGAUCUUACCAUGCCAAACAUGGAUCGAAUUUAUGCUCAGACAUUUUUGGAAGAGAAGGAUCAGUUAGUAUCAAAUGCUAUCCAACCGGCGAUCAAAUUCAAUACUAAGCAUUUUCGCGUAGUGGCUGAAGCUGAGAAGGAGAUCAAUAAGGCCAUUCGUUUGAGUCGAGAAGCGACAGCUAAACCCACAGUCUCGUGCUUGCUAGUCGAUGAAGAACCUAGACUUAUGAUGAAGAGACUUGUAAACCUCAACCUCUUCCCCCAUGUACGCAUCCAUGUUCAAGAACCACACGCUCUGUUGAAUGUUAUGGAGUGGCAACGAGUGGUGGCUAAGCGCAUUUGCAAGCACUAUUUCAACAGUUUUAUCUAUCUCAAAGACUACGCUGACUGGGCGCGAUACCUUCACGUCCCGAUAGGCAGCGUUCCAAGUGAUGCUGGUCUAUUCGGGCUGGAUCUACUGUUUGCCCGACAUCUUCAACGAACCGGUCAUGCACUGUGGGCGUCGGCAGCGAGCAGACCCGAUUUGGGUGGCAAGGAAAUCGACGAUCUUCGUCUCACUUCAGAAUGGAAGCCUUUGACGAAGGAUGAGACUGUGCUGCUAAAUAAUCCUGCAUUCUGCGGAACCGUUUGCGUUGAAUUUGAAUUGGAAGCAGUCGCAGUAACCGCACUGGUACAACGAGGCCGUCUUCUAGAAGCAGAAGGAGCUGACGACACUGUAGCAUUCGAUUCCAGUAUAGCAUUGCCAUCAGAUGCUUUCAGUGGACUUAGAAACACAAUCUCAGCUUUUGAUGAAGGAGCCGCUGUCGAUGCUGCGCUGAAAAUAUUGAAGCAAAUGUUAACGGAUUGUGUGCGCGAUAUCGCCCAAGGCGCAAAUAAACGUGCUGAUGAGGUGGUCAUGUCACUCAGCAGAUGGCUGCAUUCGCCAGAUUCUUUGCUAUUUGACCCAGCUAUCACCAGAAGUGUAAGCAUUUUAGAGAGGAAAUUAGUCCUUCUUUUAGCCGCUGAAUGUGAGCGGUUAGGGGCAAAGAUUAUACAUGCGACACCAACAAAACUGGUAUUAGAUACUGGCAAGCGUGAACAAGAGCAAGGUACCGCGUUCACAGAGCUGCUUCUACAAUCACUUGGACAGAAUCCACUCUUCGCUGCUCUGCACAUGACACCCGCACAUCGGUGGACCACCCUGCUGUGGUAUAACGGAUACAAUCACACAGGUGUCAGCAGUGAGACUGUCGAAAACAACUCUGACAAUGGUGAAACACCGGAAGCAUCUCAAGCCAAAGUUGAGACACUGCAUCAUUGGCGAUUAGCUGAUAAUCUACCGAACGAAGGAGCGGUGCGAGAAGAGUUUCGUAAAAUCAUAGUGGGAUAUGUGACAUUAUACAUGCAGCAGCAAACUAAAGAGGACUUCGAUGAGGAGAAAGCUAUCGCUUUUCGUGAUGAUCUUGUUAGAACUCACAUUGGACAUAGACUGUUCCGAGUUGUUUCAAAGUUGACUGGACAGAGAGUGACACAUUAUUCAGCAGCGUGUUUGGUGAAAGUGAUUUGUACAGCUUUAUCCUGUGAUGCUGCAGUGGAAGACAGCGUGGAUGGUCUACGAGAGAAUUUACAUAGAAUUUUGGACUCUAAAGAAGAACCUCCCACAAAAGAUACUGUCUAUCUGUCAAACGUAUUCUGUAAGAACUGUUCCAUAGCUACAAAUAUCGAUGUUGGCGACGAAUUAUCAUGGAAGUGCAAAGAAUGUGGACAGUCCCUAGUCAAAUCAACUAUUGAUGAGACGAUUGCUGAAAGGCUGAACAAACUGAUGACUGCGUACCUAUUGCAGGAUCAUGUCUGCAGCAAAUGCAAAUCGAUUCGACGAGACAACCUCUCCAAGUAUUGCGAUUGCUCGGGUAAUUUUGUAAAUACUAUUGAAGCUGCUGAACUGAUCAAAGAUGCAAGAGCCGCAGCAGAAGUUGGAGAAAAAUUCGAUCUACCGCUUACUGUUGAGAUGAGUAGUUGGAUAUGUGCGGGAGUUACAGAGAUGUAGUUGAAAACGGGUCCACCAACAUCUUAGACUUAUUUUUCCAAGAAUGGAUUUAUGAUCUCCUUGCCUUACGCUGUUUUCACUUUGUAGGAUAACCUACUUGAUGUUUGUACAUACGUGAGUUUGAUUAUGCAACUGUGAUUUUCUUUACUUUUAUAGAACUGUUUAACCUAAUAAAUGCUAAAAAUCAC
Molecule: messenger RNA, 6658 nt
Organism: Cylicocyclus nassatus
Lineage: Eukaryota; Metazoa; Nematoda; Chromadorea; Rhabditida; Strongylidae
Source: the annotation of a GenBank genome assembly